GGCCCUUGCCGCUGUGGGGGCGGGGGAGGGAGCGUUGUGCAAGCGGGUGCUUGUGAGCCCCGCGCUUCCCGCCGGUCCCCUUCUCCCCGCUGCGAGCAGCCGGGGCCUCCUCCAUGCGGGAGAGGAGAAGGCGGGAGCUGCUGGCCGGCCAUACCCGGCGCCCGGCAAGCCGGAGCCGAGCCGCCGCCGCCGCGCCGCUUCUGCCGCAUCUCCCCGCGGCGCGCUGAGCUCUGCCCGUCGCGCCGCCCCCUCCCUCAGUCCUUCCACCCCCCACCCCGCCGCCCGUUUUAUGUUUUUGGGUUUUUUUUUUUGUUUUGUUUUUUGUAUUUUUUUUUCCAUCCCCUCACCUCUUCGGUUUUCAUCCUGGCCGCGAGCAAAGUGUCUUCAUGAGCGCAGAGGAUGUCCGGGAAGCACUACAAGGGGCCCGAAGUCAGUUGUUGCAUCAAAUAUUUCAUCUUCGGCUUCAAUGUCAUCUUCUGGUUCCUUGGCAUAGCAUUUCUUGGGAUUGGAUUGUGGGCAUGGAAUGAAAAGGGAGUGCUGUCCAACAUCUCUUCCAUCACUGACCUGGGUGGCUUUGAUCCAGUUUGGCUCUUCGUAGUGGUAGGAGGAGUUAUGUUCAUUUUGGGAUUUGCAGGAUGCAUUGGAGCUUUGAGAGAAAAUACCUUUCUUCUCAAAUUUUUUUCUGUGUUUCUUGGAAUUAUUUUCUUCUUGGAACUCACUGCUGGUGUUCUAGCAUUUGUUUUCAAAGACUGGAUCAAGGAUCAGCUGUAUUUCUUUAUAAACAACAACAUCAGAGCAUACCGAGAUGACAUUGAUUUGCAAAACCUCAUAGACUUUACGCAGGAAUAUUGGCAGUGCUGCGGGGCUUUUGGAGCUGAUGACUGGAACCUUAAUAUUUACUUCAAUUGCACAGAUUCCAAUGCAAGUCGAGAGCGCUGUGGUGUGCCAUUCUCUUGCUGCACUAAAGAUCCUGCCGAAGAUGUUAUUAAUACUCAGUGUGGCUAUGAUGCAAGGCAAAAACCAGAAGUUGAUCAGCAGAUUGUUAUCUACACUAAAGGUUGUGUCCCUCAAUUUGAGAAAUGGUUGCAGGACAAUCUUACCAUAGUUGCUGGUAUAUUCAUUGGGAUAGCAUUACUGCAGAUAUUUGGGAUUUGCUUAGCCCAGAAUUUGGUUAGUGACAUUGAGGCUGUCAGAGCCACCUGGUAAAACUGCUGAAGUAACCACAACAAGACACUGGACAACCGAAACCCUCUGAAACCUCCAGUGUGUCUCUCCGGCACCAAGCUGUAUGGACAUGGGUGACAGGGAAACCUUCUCUCCCACAUAGUCUCAAGUUUUAAGUUCCUGAUAUUGCAGUGAACUCAUAUUUCUUUGGGGGUGGGGAUGAGAAGAGUGAGCUUUUUAAAACCUGCUGCUCACGGGCAAUUUUUUUUCUUUUUUUUUUCUUUUUUUUUUUUUUUUGCUUUAAACCACCAGUUUGAAAGCUGUUGAGCCGUGAAUCUCUACUGUAUUCUUGAUCCUGAGUAACAAGUGGACACUUUUUUAAAAUUGGUGUAUUCAGUGGGACAGAGUUGCAUCAUUGUAAUCUGUGCAUAUACUGUUUAUUCUUCAUGUCAUGAGCUCUUAGUAGCUGCCAAGUAUUCCUGAGAUGGUUACUCACCUCACCACUACUGUAAAGGAGCAGUCGUCUUAUUUUCACAGAUAAACGUAGCUACAGCCUAAACUCAUCAAGCAGGAAGCAACUUUCUAUGCAUCUAUUGUACAGUAAAUGAAACUGUUUUUAAAACAAGGGAAAGUUACUUUUUUUGGUGUUUUUUUUUGUUUGUUUGUUUUUUUAACAAGAUUCCAGCCAUCUCCCUGUAGUACUUUCAAGUUGGAAUCGGCAAGCUCACAGGGAGAACUGCCUAAUUUUAUCAACAUCUUUCUUCCUUUCUCCACCCUUGUAUGAAGGGAAAGGAGUUUUAUAUUUGUCAAACAAGGGUUGUAGAGCCUUUAGUUGCUGCCAUACCUGAGGACAUCAGUCUCUUAAGGCAAGAAUGAGAUAUCAUUGUAUAAAUGUAUGAAAGCAGUGUGGAUAUUGGGUCCAAGUGAAUAUUAUUAUUCAAAAAAUGAAUUAUAUAUUAACUUAAAAAAAUCAAAGCGUAUGUAUCUGAUAUGGCUAAAUCUUUUGUUUCUCUGGAGUUUAGUGUAACCUAAAAUACUUAGGGAUCUCACUAAUAUUAUGCUUUGAUAUACUUGUACAAAACUUCUUUUAAGAUAAUUUCCUGGUCUGUUUUUAUCUGAGGCUUUGAUGUUUCUCUUUUAAUUUUUUUUUCCUUCAAUUCUUUUCACUUGCAUGAGCUGUGGAGUAAGAAUCUCCAGUGCUUUAAAUCUGUGCAUAUGUUUUAAUACGGUCUAAUCCAAACUUAUUUAUUGGUAAAUGCAUGUGAUUAUGGGAAGAUCAUAUUCCAUUCCUUUGGAACUUGGAGAGAACAGCUUUUGCCAGAGUAAAUGCUUACUUCCAGUGGACAAAUCUUUGCUAUGAAGAUAUGUCUCCCUCUGUUGCAUAAAAUGCAACAACAAAAAAAUCUUGAAGCAAUGGAAUAAAAGUUCUAAAAUAGAAGUGUGUAUUAGGAUAAGGCAAGACACAUAUUCUUGAAAUGGAGCAAAAUUUGGAAUCAAGCUCAAAUAGUGGUAGAAGAAUUAGAUCAGACUCCAUCCACCUUUAAGUUUGAUUUGUUGCUCUUCAAAAAUAAUAAUGAAUUUACAAACCUGACCACGACUUGGAUAGGUUCAUUGCACUUUGUACAAAUUCCUCUUCUUUUAUGACCUUUUCAGUAUCUGCAGAAUAAGCCCUGAAUGCUAUGAGCUCUUUGCUCCUGCUUUGUUAAAACGACGAUAAAAAGGUGUGUAGCACCUCUUUGCAAGAGAUGAUUUUUCAGAGGAGUAUGUGGAGUAAAAGAGGUUAAUGCAUUGUUUCCUAAGUGUCCCGGUUGUGGGGGAUGGAUAGGAGGCUACUCUGGUGGCCUUUUAAGGUCUUUUCUGGUCCCAUGACUCUUUAACUUGUGAUUAUAUGUACCCUUGCAUAUUUUGCCUUUCUGUGCUUUAGUCAACUGUGUUUUCCCCCCCUCCAAAAACUGGUGUUGGGCACACUGGUGAUCCACAGAUGCUCCAGAAAGUCCUGUGGUCCUUCUGUCUUUCAGUAUUACCUCAUUCUCUUCUGAUUAACUCCCACUGACUGUCUCUGAAUCAGGCAGCCUCCAUAUCCUUUGGUAUCUGCUGUUAAAGGCCAGCCAUGAGUCAGAGGUGGUUUUUUUGGUUUUUUUUUUUUAAGCCUUUGCAAGCAAUUAUAAUUCACUGUCCUUAAUAAAGUUGGUUCCACCUCACCACAGUGUUAUGUUUUUCUUAGUCACUCCUCAUCUUGAGGAGUUACUGGUGUUGGUUUCCCACAAAGGGACACACCGUUUUGCCUGAUAGCAGCAGGACAGACAGAUCAUCAGCACCUAUGAUGCUGCACUGAUAAAAUGGUGUGGGUAGAUAUCAGGGAAGUCUGGUUCAGGAAAUAACUCCUUCACUCAAGAGCCUUGGUUGUGACCCAGCACUUUGCUUUGGAAAAAAAAAAAAGAAAAAAAGAAAAAAAGUCUGUAUUACAGAAACAUUCCUUAUUGCCAUUGAUCUUGAAUACUGCUGUUGCUGCUAUGGGCUUCUGAAGACAACUUCCAUUCCUCUACUUGAAUUUCUGCAGUUGUACUGUAUUGGCCUUCUGUCUUGUGCUGUUCUCUGAGCUCCAGUCUGCUGGAUGUGCACUGGCAGUGUCAGACUGAUAGAAAGGUAAAUGAUCUGAGGUGAGCAAGUCUUUUUCUCAGUAUUUGCACAUGUACUCACAAAUGUGCAACAUAUCUUGUGAGUCCCAGAGUGACUGUUCUUAUUAAAAAAAAAAAACCACUAAAUUUAUUUUUCUAGGCCUUGUAUUUUUUGCUGCAGACGCUAGUUCCCUCCCCCACCCCACAAUUCCCUAUAACUUUUCUGGUUUUUGUAGUUAUUUGGUGGAUGAACACUGAAUGUUCAGGAUUACCUGCCUGUAUUGCACAUUUAAAUCCCACAUUUCUGUCUACAGAUUGGAUUAGAUGUACUAGAAAUGCCCCAGCUACUGGCAGCUUAGGUGUCCAGUUUGGAAAGCUUGUGGGAAGCCUUGGAGGUCAAUUCGUUAUGGUCAGAGCCUACCAAAAUCAAUCGAGCUUUCUUCCAGAAAACCUUACAGAAACUUCAGGUGAGCACAACUAGAGCACAGCUGCCAGUUACACGGGCUCAUUUUCCAAAGCAAUAAGAUAUGGUAGGCAGUACAACUUUUUGGCAAUCUCAUGUUUGCCUGAUGUGCUUGCCUGAUGUGCUAUCCACCUUACCUAGUGGGUAACAUGAGUUCAGACAUCAGUGUAACUUUCCUUAAUCUGCAGUGGUUGCUCAGAAAUUUGUUGUCAUGCUUGUGGCCCUUUGUGGAGCAUGAAACAGCUGUUUGCUGCACACUUCCUAUGUGAUGGGAGUGUUGCUGCUUAGAGGUCUGGUUGCUUUGGUGAUAGCCCUGAUUUUAAAGCCAUUUCUGAAUUCUCCACUGAGCCCUAGCAAAGGGCACCACAAUUCUUGCUCCUCUGCUUUCUAAAUUCUCUCUCUCCAUAUUCACAAGCCUUUUCUUGUGUGUUUUUUUUAAUACCUAAUGAACAAAUGUUUGGUUUGUCUGUGUGUUUGUUUUGGUAGAGAGUAGAUAACUGUUUCAAAAUCAAUAAUUUUGAUUGUACCCCUUAGAGUUUGAAGCAGUGGAGAAGUUGCUCAAGUGUGCUCUGUCCUGAAAGCCUUCUCUCCCAUUGAGAGAUGCUAAUUGUGGUUCUGGUGUGUAAAUAUUGUUCGAAAUGUAAAUAGUAGCAUGCAGAUUAAAUGAUUCUUGCACAUGAUUGCUUUUCACCCUCAAAGUGUUUAUAUUGACAAGCAAGAUAUCCACCAUGCAACUUUGCUGACCAAACCUGAGCGCAGCAAGUGGCCAUUUGUGCUGUACCUCGCCCCGUCAGUGAGGCAGAAGCUCUUUAGUCGCCUGCCACCUAGUGUCUGCGGGCCCACUUGCAGCAAGCACUCGGAGAGGGGAAAGCUCUGUUAGUACCAGGACCUCCCUUGCAUUUUUCCUUUGCUACUUGGCAUUAGGAGAAUAGUAUUAGAUUGUAAACUGGAACAUCAGGGUCAGCACCCCCUACCAGUUUUGGGAGGUAAACAUCACUUGCGACAGGACUAAGCAUGGUGCUAUUUGAGUUGCUGUGGUCCUGGAUGUUAAUCUGCAUUUUUACUUCAUUAGAGAUGCCCUUGGCAAAGUUGAUUCUGAUGAACAACGUUGGUCACAAGAGAAACUCUCAUGUGUGUUCUUAAUUCCAUUUCCUUCCUUGUUGUACGUGUGCCAUUUGGGUGCAUUGUAGUGGUAGUUCUGCAAAUGUUUAGGGGGGAGUUUAGAUCUCAACAGGUGUCAAAAACUGGUGAAGGUUUCAGUUUCUCUCUCCCAUUUUUGUUUUCUCUCUCUUUUUGGGGUGUCUGUAUUUGAUAGCAAAACUGUAUAAUGCAAACAAAAGAAUCUACCUUGUUAGAUCUGCUACGUACCAAACUUUGCCACUUGAAUUAAAGAAAAAUCUUCUUCCCCUAAUGUGCAGCAACAUUGUGACUGCUAGCAUGCACCACGCAGGAGUUCAGCCAUGCCACACUACUGUCUGCUGUGUUUUGGCAAUACAAAGUUGUUGACGAGAAGCUCCAUCUGUAUGUCUAUUCAUGUUCAUGCUGUGUACUCAGUAGAGAUGGACCUGAUGCUGCCUUGAUUUCUGGUGAGGGUGGGAUUUGGAUUUUGUGGCUCAGAUCCAUCUCUGAUAAGUGUGUUCCAGAUCAGUUCCAACUGAAUCUCUGCGCUUGGUUCAUCUGAUGGCACAAGGAAAGGUGUUGAUAUUUACCCUUUAUGUAUCAUUCCUUUUUAUACGAAUGUAUUCUCUUGUGUUCCUUUUUUUUAUCAGAUGUAAAAUUGAUUGUAAAAGCCAACUACACUUACUGAUUGAAAGUAUUGGUAUAACAGAACUGCAUGCCCAGUAGAGUUUGACUUGAGCUUUAGUUAUCUGAUUUCAGACUGGUUAUCUUCGGUUUAGGAGAAAAGCAUAGAUCAGGUGCAUAUGUAUUACUUGUCAUCUUUAGCAUUAGACUGUGGUAUUGUAUCACAUGCUGAUCUCAAUGGAUGUAACUGGAGUAUACUUAGGAAGUUAAUGCAACUUCCUGGUAAUUCAUUUUAAGCUAUUGAAAGUGGUCUUGGUCAUGCUACUUGUGUUCUUGGGUUUUUGUUUUUUAAUAGAUGCAUUUUUUUAGGUAUGUUUUAAUACACUUAUGAUGGACAACACAAUAGUUUUAAUAGUUGUGCAGUACUCUGUAUUUACUUGAAGUAAAUCAUUUUAUAUGCAAUUUGUUAGAUAAUUACAAUUUUAUAAAUAAAAUUGCGUGAAAUA
This is a messenger RNA of Gallus gallus (chicken), 6494 nucleotides long. RefSeq names its product tetraspanin 17 (gene TSPAN17). Gene Ontology annotation, cellular component: membrane. Lineage: Eukaryota; Metazoa; Chordata; Aves; Galliformes; Phasianidae. The record is from RefSeq and is a predicted model, not a curated record. The transcript is spliced from 8 exons. Gene Ontology annotation, biological process: protein localization to plasma membrane; regulation of vascular endothelial growth factor signaling pathway; protein maturation. Bases 400 to 1206 code for a protein of 268 amino acids.